Messenger RNA from Brassica napus (rape), 1770 nucleotides. RefSeq lists its product as uncharacterized. The record is from RefSeq and is a predicted model, not a curated record. The transcript has 3 exons. The coding region runs from base 1 to 1770 and encodes 589 amino acids. NCBI's taxonomy places the organism in Eukaryota, Viridiplantae, Streptophyta, Magnoliopsida, Brassicales, Brassicaceae.
AUGCUAGGUGAUUUCAACGAGAUUCUAAACAACUCUGAAAAGAUUGGAGGUCCUAGGAGGAAUGAUUCUACAUUUCAAGAUUUUUCGGAAAUGCUUCAGAUUUGUGGUAUGAUGGAACUUCCUAGCACAGGUAACAGCUUCACUUGGAGUGGUAGAAGAGGUAACCUGUGGAUUCAAAGCAAGCUAGAUAGAGCAUUUGGAAACAAGGAUUGGUUCUCACAAUUCUCUGCGGCAAACCAAGCUUUCUUACCCAAACGUGGCUCUGACCAUCGUCCGGUUUUGGUUAAACUAAUAUCUUCUCAAGAACCUUACAAGGGGUCUUUUAGAUUUGACAAAAGGAUGCUGCACAAGCCUUUCGUUCGAGAAGCUAUUAACAACGCCUGGAAUUCGAACUUGCAAAGAUGGAUUUCCUUAGUCCGAGCUUAUAAAGACGAGGAAAAUUUUUGGAAACAGAAAAAUAAAGAUGUGUGGAUUCUUCAUGGAGAUAGUAAUACAAAAGUCUUUCAUGAGGCUAUUAAAGCUUCAAGAUCAAGGAAUGAAAUUGGGAAACUGCUUGAUAAAAAUGGAUUUUAUCAACGGUCAGAAGCUUCGAAGGGUCAGGUAGCUAUCCAAUAUUUUUUGGAUCUUUUCAAGUCUACAAACUCGGAGAAUUACACUAAGUUUUUCCAUGAUUUUCCGAAGAAAGUAACAUCAGUUAUGAACCAUCAUUUAACGAUGAAAGUUUCAGCCGAAGAAGUUAAGGAUGCUGUUUUUUCUAUUAAACCAGCAGAUAGUGCUCCGGGAGCAGAUGGAAUGUCUGGUCAUUUUUUUCAAAGCUACUGGGAUAUUGUAGGCGACCAGUUUACUACAGAAGUUCUUGGUUUUUUUGAGACAGGGGUCUUGCCUGCUGAAUGGAACUACACGCAGAUCUGUCUAAUCCCUAAGAUAGUUAAUGCUACUUCUAUGUCAGAUUUGAGGCCUAUCAGUUUAUGCACGGUUAUGUACAAGACGGUGUCGAAAAUCUUGGCAUCAAGAAUUCAGAGAUUUCUCCCCGACAUAGUGUCUUCUACUCAGUCAGCUUUUGUGAAGGAUCGUCUCAUUUCAGACAAUAUUAUUUUGGCGCAUGAAGCAAUCCACAGCCUCAGAACGCAUGAUACUGUAUCAAGAACUUAUAUGGCUGCUAAAACGGAUAUGUCGAAAGCCUUUGACAGAGUAGAAUUGACAUAUUUACAAGCUCUUCUUAGAGCUCUUGGGUUUGCGGAAGUUUGGGUUAAAUGGAUUAUGUCUUGCGUCUCCUCGGUCAAAUAUUCUGUCCUCAUCAAUGGCCAAGCUCACGGUUUCAUCGUGCCUCAAAGGGGUCUUAGGCAAGAUAUACUUUGUAAGUACAGUAAAGCAACAGGACAGGUCAUCAACUUGGAGAAAUCUUCCUUAACCUUUGGAAAAAACAUCAGUUUGGAUGUAAGGAAGCAGAUUCAGCUUAAGCUUGGCAUUUUUUCGGAAGGUGGAGUUGGAAAAUACUUAGGCGUGCCGGAGUGUUUCAGUGGUUCAAAAAUUGAAAUGCUAGCCUAUAUCCAAGAAAAAAUGAAAGGGAGAAUGUCUUGCUGGUAUACAAGGUUCCUUUCUCAAGCUGGUAAGGAGAUUAUUCUAAAAUCAGUUGCUUUGGCCAUGCCUAUAUAUGCUAUGAGUUGCUUCAGGUUGCCAAAAACAACUUGUAGAAACCUCACAUCUGCUAUGGCUGCUUUUUGGUGGAGAUCAUCAGAGGACAAAGGCAAAAUCCACUGGUUAAGUUGA